AUGCGCGUCUCCACCGUCGUGAUCGGCCUGCUUGCAGCGCUCGUGGCGUCCUCGCCCGUCGGCACCGACACCUCUUCGAACAGCGUCGACAACCCUCUUUUGGAGGCCCGCCAGUGCGCCAUCUUCUGCGCCUGCAGCGGCUUCACUUGCUGUGGUACUUCGCGACAAUGCGAAUGCUGUCGGUAG
Messenger RNA from Colletotrichum graminicola M1.001, 186 nucleotides. RefSeq lists its product as uncharacterized. Lineage: Eukaryota; Fungi; Ascomycota; Sordariomycetes; Glomerellales; Glomerellaceae. The record is from RefSeq and is a predicted model, not a curated record. The coding region runs from base 1 to 186 and encodes 61 amino acids. The transcript has 2 exons.